Colletotrichum karsti is the source of this 1074-nucleotide messenger RNA. Its product is annotated as l-asparaginase ii. The record is from RefSeq and is a predicted model, not a curated record. The transcript has a single exon. Bases 1 to 1074 code for a protein of 357 amino acids. NCBI's taxonomy places the organism in Eukaryota, Fungi, Ascomycota, Sordariomycetes, Glomerellales, Glomerellaceae.
AUGACGAGAACCGCGCACUUGGAGGACUUCGUGGUGACUGACCGCGGCGGUAUUGUCGAGAACAGGCACGGCGUCCACGCUGCAGUGGUCGAUGCCAACGGAAAACUUCUUUUCGCCGUCGGCAACCCUCUCAGACUCACCCUCGCCCGGUCAGCAGCCAAACCUGCCCAAGCCCUUGCGGUACUCGAGACACCCGGAAUCGAACGAUUUGGAUUUGACGACGCGGACCUCGGUUUGAUGUGCGCGUCUCAUAACAGCGAGGAAAGACACAUCGAGAGAGCCAGGUCGAUGCUGAGCAAGGUUGGGGCCACCGAGUCGGACCUCCAAUGCGGCGGACAUCCCUCGAUUUGCCCGAACCUCAACAAAGAAUGGAUCAGAGCAGACUUUGAGCCUACAGGGGUCUACAACAACUGUUCCGGAAAACAUGCCGGCAUGCUGGGCGGCGCGCUUGCCCUCGGUGCUGGAUUUGCGGACUAUCACUUGCCCAGCCAUCCAAUGCAGGUCAAGGUGAAGAAGGUCGUACAAGAUCUAAGUGGCCUUCCCGAGGAGGAAGUCAAAUGGGCCAUUGACGGCUGCAAUCUGCCUGCGCCUGGCCAGUCCCUGUGUUCGAUGGGGCGCAUGUAUGCCAGCUUUGCUCAAGCGACUGAUGAAGUGGGAAAACGCGCCGCCAAUGUCAGCGAAAGAACACGCCUCAUGGCCCAGAUUUUCAACGCAAUGGCCGACUAUCCAGAGAUGGUGGGCGGAGUAGGUCGUUUCUGCACCAUCCUCAUGGCUGCUUUCGAAGGUGCUCUCAUCGGCAAAGUCGGUGCGGAUGGUUGCUACGGAGUUGGCAUCAGGGAAUCAGAAUAUACUCGGAAACUUGGAGCGGAAGGAGCUGUUGGAAUCGCAGUCAAGAUCGAAGAUGGCAGUCUUGAGAUUCUCUAUGCGGUUGUAGCAGAGAUACUUGAACAGUUGCAGAUUGGCUCAGUUGACUCGAGGCGGAAGCUUGCGUCUUUCCAUUAUCUCAAGAGGCUCAACACCAUGGGGAUAGAAACUGGCCAAGUGUCGCUCUCCUUCAAAGUCAGAAAUUGUUAG